AUGGGUAAGGCCAUGGGCGCCAUCUGCUGCGAGAUGAAGGAGCGUCACUCUCCGUUCCACGUCGGCGACGUCAAGUACCAUCUCGGCUUGCUGCGAUCCGUGCAGCGCUCCAACAAGCAAAAACUUCUGGCCCAAGCAGAUGCUGAGCGUUUCCGAGGCCUGCGCACGACCGUGUUGGCGGACGCGCGCGCAGAACACGUCUUCAUUCAGGCACAGGCACCCCUGGCCUCCCUGACGGUGAGCAAUGCAGACAACGUUCACAUCAACGCGUGCUCGGCGGUGAUCGACAACUUGGUGAUCCGCGACGUGACACGCGUCGUCUGGCUGCCAGCAACAACACAACGCAGCACCGCAUGCCACCUCAGCAACGUCCAGCAUAUUGACCUGCGCACCAAGAGCACGCUCACAGAAGAUCUGGGCGCAUUUGCCGGAAUCCCGAGCGUUGGCCUUUGCAACUGCCAGCGAUGA
Salpingoeca rosetta is the source of this 468-nucleotide messenger RNA. RefSeq lists its product as uncharacterized. The transcript has 3 exons. The record is from RefSeq and is a predicted model, not a curated record. Bases 1 to 468 code for a protein of 155 amino acids. NCBI's taxonomy places the organism in Eukaryota, Choanoflagellata, Craspedida, Salpingoecidae.